This is a messenger RNA of Leucoraja erinaceus (little skate), 1739 nucleotides long. RefSeq names its product eukaryotic translation initiation factor 2, subunit 3 gamma (gene eif2s3). Gene Ontology annotation, cellular component: eukaryotic translation initiation factor 2 complex; cytosol. The record is from RefSeq and is a predicted model, not a curated record. NCBI's taxonomy places the organism in Eukaryota, Metazoa, Chordata, Chondrichthyes, Rajiformes, Rajidae. Gene Ontology annotation, molecular function: translation initiation factor activity; GTP binding; tRNA binding. Bases 33 to 1451 code for a protein of 472 amino acids. The transcript has 13 exons. Gene Ontology annotation, biological process: positive regulation of translational fidelity; formation of translation preinitiation complex.
GGGGGCUGCCUGCGGCGGGGAUCGAGCUGGAGAUGACGGGCGACGAUGCCGGAGUGACGGUGGGGCAGCCGCACCUGGCCAAGCAGGACCUCAACUCCCUGGAUGUGACCAAGUUAACACCACUUUCUCCAGAAAUCAUUAGUCGGCAAGCCACCAUCAACAUCGGCACAAUUGGUCACGUAGCCCAUGGAAAAUCUACAGUAGUUAAAGCUAUUUCUGGUGUCCAGACGGUCCGAUUUAAAAAUGAGCUGGAAAGAAACAUCACAAUCAAGCUGGGAUAUGCCAAUGCUAAGGUUUACAAAUUAGAUGACCCCGGUUGUCCAAGGCCCGAUUGUUACAGAUCAUGUGGUAGCAGUACACCAGAUGAGUUCCCGUCAGAUAUUCCUGGCGUCAAAGGGAAUUUCAAGCUAAUCAGGCAUGUUUCUUUUGUGGAUUGUCCUGGGCAUGACAUUUUGAUGGCUACUAUGUUGAACGGAGCUGCUGUCAUGGAUGCGGCUUUGCUACUAAUAGCCGGCAAUGAAUCUUGUCCUCAGCCUCAGACUUCAGAACAUCUGGCUGCUAUUGAAAUCAUGAAACUGAAACACAUUCUGAUUCUGCAAAACAAGAUUGACCUCGUAAAGGAAAGUCAAGCAAAGGAACAGUAUGAGCAGAUACUUGCUUUUGUUCAAGGUACAGUGGCAGAAGGGGCGCCAAUCAUUCCAAUCUCAGCACAAUUGAAAUAUAACAUUGAAGUGGUUUGCGAGUAUAUUGUAAAGAAAAUUCCAGUUCCCAUCCGAGACUUUAUAUCUGAACCUAGGUUAAUUGUUAUUCGAUCCUUUGAUGUUAACAAGCCUGGUUGUGAAGUAGAUGAUCUAAAAGGUGGUGUGGCUGGUGGCAGCAUUCUGAAAGGAGUGCUAAAGGUAGGACAGGAACUUGAGGUUCGACCAGGUAUUGUGUCAAAAGACCAUGAAGGGAAGCUGAUGUGCAAGCCCAUCUUUUCCAAGAUUGUGUCACUUUUUGCAGAGCACAAUGACCUCCAAUUUGCAGCCCCUGGCGGCCUCAUUGGUGUUGGAACAAAAAUUGACCCAACUCUUUGCCGUGCUGAUCGUAUGGUGGGACAGGUUCUUGGUGCUGUAGGAGCUCUCCCAGAAAUCUUCACAGAGCUGGAAAUUUCGUACUUUCUUCUCAGGCGGUUACUGGGUGUGCGUACUGAAGGUGAUAAGAAAGCUGCAAAAGUUCAAAAACUAUCCAAAAAUGAGGUGCUGAUGGUAAAUAUAGGAUCGCUUUCUACUGGAGGACGAGUCAGUGCAGUAAAGGCUGACUUGGGAAAGAUCGUGCUCACAAAUCCAGUGUGUACAGAAGUUGGUGAAAAGAUUGCUCUCAGCCGAAGAGUAGAGAAACAUUGGCGUUUAAUCGGUUGGGGCCAGAUAAGAAGAGGUGUAACGAUAAAGCCAACAAUUGAUGAUGAUUAAAUCUGGAGAGCAUAUUAUCAUUGAAGAGGACUAGUCUACUGUGGAAGUGCACACCAUUUUCCAAAUACUGUUGAAUGCUACUUAAACAUUGUUUAAAAGAACUUCUGGUAUCAUGCCAGUAAAUUUGAAAAACUGACUUAAAAAAAAAAAAAAAAUUUCAAAUAUCUCCUGGUGAAGAAAAUUGUCUAAUUUAUAUUUGAAUAUAAGUUGUGUUCAGAGAGAAUGAGGUUCCAUUCAGUCAGAUCUGUGAACACUGACAAUAAACAUUAAACAGUGUUUUGACAUUUA